This is a messenger RNA of Tripterygium wilfordii, 2795 nucleotides long. RefSeq lists its product as uncharacterized. Lineage: Eukaryota; Viridiplantae; Streptophyta; Magnoliopsida; Celastrales; Celastraceae. The transcript is spliced from 2 exons. Bases 870 to 1424 code for a protein of 184 amino acids. The record is from RefSeq and is a predicted model, not a curated record.
CACCAGCACCGAAAUCACCGACUUCAUGUGUCGAUGUUUAAAAGAAUUUUGUUCAUGAUACAAGUUGAAUGAGUUAUUAUGGUGUUUUUUAUGUUGCGCCAGAUAUCUUUUUGACUACAUACUAUAUGUGGUAAUGUUGGUACACAAGAAGGAGCAAGAGCGUCGAAAGGCAGCAAGUGUAGGGCCAAGAUGGAGACAGUUGUAACUUUUUUAUUGGCCUAUUAUGUUUUGUAACAAACUCUGAGUAUUUAGUUUGGUAGAGUUAGUGGUUUGGGUAGUCUGGAAUUAAGCGAAGACGUGUUGUCUUUUGGAGGUCCUAACUCCUCGAAAGAUAGGUUUAUCUUUGUAUUUUCGCAACAGCUUUCUCUUGUAUUUCAUUUCAAUCGAAUAUAGACGCAGUUCUUUGGUUUACAAGUCAUAUUUUGUUGUUACUGCUGUGAUAUUUAGUGUCAUUCGGCUGUGUAUCUACUGUGGUCUAUCAUUGGUAUCAGAGCAGUGACGGUACUGGUAUGGCCAAGGUGAAAAUGGAGGGAUGAAAAGAUGCUUUGGAGAAGGAUAUGGGGGAAAUGAAAUCUGUGGUUGGAGGUCUGAAGGACGAUAUGGACACGAUAAAGCUAUACUUGGCAGAGAUGCGUGACUUCUUGAAGGUCCAUGACACCUCCUCAUGGGGAAAAGACAAGCUGGAGGGUGAGUAUUCUCAACCACCAGAGGUUUUCUUGGAAUCACGCACCAUAGGAGAAGGGAAGUUUAACCAUCGGAAGCUUGAUUUAUCGAUAUUUUUCGACGAUGACCCUGCGGGGUGACUUUUUCGAGCAGAAAGGUAUUUUGCAGUGAACCAGGUGGUGGAAAAUGACCGCAUAGCUGCUACGAUGGUCUGUCUGGAAGGGAAGGCCCUCAGCUUGUUUCAAUGGGUUGAAUCACGCACUCUUAUUGUCACUUGGCAGGCUUUUCGUUUGGCCUUGUUGAAAAAAUUUCGUAGCUCUCAAGAGGGGACUGGAUAUGAGUGUUUGGUGGAGUUGAGGCAAGAUGGCACUAUCGCUGAGUACCGUGAGAAAUUUGAGCAGCUGUCGGCGCCAUUGAAAGACAUCAGCGAGGAGAUGUUAGCUGGGAUAUUUGUUAAUGGGCUCAAGGAUGUUAUUAGGGUUGAAGUUAAAAUGAGCCCAAAUUUGUCCUUGAUGGACCUCAUGGAGUUGGCCCAACGAGUAGAAGAUAGAAACCUAGUUUUGGCCCAAGCCAGAGCCCGACAACACCACCGUUUUUUCUUAUCAGGAGCAAGUCGUGGCAGCGCUUUAUCAACAACCCUGAUGAAAUCGACAGAGCUUCCACAAGCUUUGCCAUCCACUAAGGCUGACGUUGCUACUACUCUGGCCUUGCCAGGACUAAAGCACGAUUCUGUUUGUCACCUGUCUGAUGUAGAAACUUAGAGGCGGCGUGAACGAGGCCUUUGUUUUCGUUGCGACGAAAAAUACCACCUAGGUCAUCACUGUAAAAAUCGAGCCCUACGAGUGUUGCUUGUUUCUGAUAACGAAGAGGAGGAGGAAGCUACAACAGAUACCCCGAUUGAAGAAACCCUUCCAACUGAAGUUGCGGAGAAAAACAAUUUAGAGCUCUCGAUGAACUCUAUUUUGGGACUGUCAACCAACAAGAGUACACUUAAGGUGCAUGGAUUACUUAUGGGCUGCGAAGUAAUCAUAUUGGUGGAUAGUGGCGCAUCCCAUAAUUUUAUUUCACCGAAAGUGGUUUCACUGCUGGCAAUUCCAGUGUUUAGCCAACGAAAAUUUACAGUUCAAGUCGACAAUGGAGUUUGUGUUACGGGGGCAGGGUAUUGCCGUGGAGUCAAAUUUGUCGUGCAAUAGGUGGAGUUCAGUGCUCACUUUCAUGUUUUUGAUUUGGGUAGUGCAGAUCUAAUAUUGGUUAUAGCUUGGCUACUAUCUCUGGGUGAUAUUUCCACUAAUUAUCAGCAAUUGACUAUGAAUUUCAGUAACGAAGGGCGAAUUGUUGUAUGGCAAGGAGAUCCCUCAUUGUCAAAAACUGUAAUUUCACUCAAGACUAUGUUGAAAACAGUACGUAAUGGAGAUUUGGGAUUCUUGGUGGAGUUUGGAGCUUGUCAGAUUACAGAGUUUGGGGAGUCUCAGGUGUCUAACAACCAGAUUGCUAAGGAGACCAGUGGCAUUCCGUUGGAGUUACCAUCGGAGUUACGAGAUAUUUUGCUAAAGUUUCCUUCGGUAUUUACUGUUAAGAAGGGUUUACCAAUGGGGUGACUUCAUGACCAUGCUAUUGUUCUCUGUGAAGGGGCUUCCCCACCAAACAUUUGGCCCUACAGGUACCCCUAUUACCAGAAGAAUGAGAUUGAGAAGUUAGUACGUGAAAUGCUAGCAGCAGGGAUCAUUAAACCCAAUAAUAGCCAUAUUCUAGUCCGGUUCUGUUAGUGAAGAAAAAAGAUGGUGGGUGGAGAAUGUGUGUGGAUUAUAGGGUUUUAAACAAGCUGACUUUACCAGAUAAAUUCCCCAUUCCAAUCAUUGAUAAACUCUUAGAUGAGCUACAGGGAACUACGAUAUUUACGAAACUGGAUCUCAAAUCUGGUUACCACCAGAUUCGUGUGAGAGAUCACGACACUGAAAAUACAGCAUUUUGGACACACGAGGGCCAUUAUGAAUUUCUUGUUAUGUCAUUUGGCUUAACUAAUGCCCCUUCAACCUUUCAAUCGCUGAUGAAUGCCAUUUUUCAGCCACACCUUCAUAAGUUUAUUUUGGUGUUUUUUGAUGAUAUUUUAAUCUUCAGCUUGGAUUUGUUUA